Molecule: messenger RNA, 801 nt
Organism: Malaclemys terrapin pileata
Lineage: Eukaryota; Metazoa; Chordata; Testudines; Emydidae
Product: olfactory receptor 2AP1-like
Exons: 3
Coding region: 1-801 (266 amino acids)
Biological process (GO): G protein-coupled receptor signaling pathway
Cellular component (GO): membrane
Molecular function (GO): olfactory receptor activity; G protein-coupled receptor activity
Source: RefSeq, a predicted model, not a curated record
AUGAAGGACACAGGCAGUGGAAACCUCACCACCAUCUCCCACAUCCUCCUCCUGGGAUUUGGGAACCUCAAGGAACUUUGGAUCCCACUCUUUACUGGCUUCCUAGCUGUCUAUAUCAUAUCCAUGGCCGCCAACCUCCUCCUGGUGGUGCUGGUGGUGCUGGACCCCCAUCUCCAGACCCCUAUGUAUUUCUUCCUCUCCAGCCUCUCCUGCCUGGUGAUUGUCUCCACCUCCAACAUCUCCUCUGUGAUGCUCACUGGUCUCCAGACAGGCAAUGUGAUGAUAGCUCUUGGCGGCUGCCUUGCGCAGCUUUAUCUCUUCGGCGCCCUGGCCACCGUAGAGUACUUCCUGCUGGCAGCCAUGUCUUAUGACCGGUAUUUGGCCGUGUGCUGCCCACUCCACUACCCUUCCCUCAUGGACAGCAGGGUCUGCAGGCAACUGGUGGUUGGGUCCUGGGUGGGCAGGUUCCUGUUCAUGAGGAUUUUGUCACUGUUGCUUAUAGCCUUGAGCUUCUGCGGGCCCUGCGAGAUAGACCACUACUUCUGUGAUUUCCAGCCCCUCCUGGAGCUCUCCUGCACCAACACCUCCAUGGUCCAGACGGUCACGAGACACAAAGCCUUCUCCACCUGCUCCUCCCACCUCACUGUGGUGACACUGUUCUACGGAAUGCUGGUGGCCGUGUACAUGUCCCCCAGGGAUGGCACGGGGCUGAACCCCAGCAAGGCACUCUCCCUGCUCUACAGAGUGCUCACCCCACUCCUCAAUCCCUUCAUCUACAGCCUGAGGAACCAGGAGCUGUGA